ACCAGUCAGCUGAUAGUGACAAGAGGCAAAGAAGGGAGUAUUCACAACCACGUGAAAUCCCACCAUUGCCCUGCUUACACAUGUGGGAGACAUUUACUCACCAGCUUAUAUUUCAGGCUUCACUUAGCUCAGUCAGUGGUACACGUGAGCUGUUCUGCUGACGUCCAGGGAAGGUUAGCCAGUAAAUAUGAGAGGAGCGGUGGUGGUGGUGGUGAUACUGGCGGCGGUGGUGGUGGUAGCUGCCCUCCCCCCCAGAAAUCUCACAGAUCCUGAGGUGAACCCUGGGUGUGAGGAGUGUGAGGAGCCAUGGUUAGUGGUGACGGCUGGGGAGGGCGCCAACAACACUCUGCAUCACCUGUGGGGGGCAAAGGAGACUCUCAGCUUCCUCGUAGUGGCUGGGACGGGAGGACCUAAUGUCUCUGUGGACUGGGAUGCCCUUCGUAAUGGAACUAAUAGAUCUGUCACUUUCCAAAGCCAGCCUUCACAUGUUUUUGGAUUCGUGAUUCCCAGUCUGAUCCUGUACAAUGAUCCCAAGGAUAAAGGUGCAUUCAAGGAUCAGAAUGAGUCAUUACGAGUGCCAGUGUCAGACUUCACCUGGAGUGCAGAGGUGCUGCCGCGCUCCCCACACCAGGUGGCUGUGAAACUCCAGACCACUCACUUCCAAGACACUCCACUUCCCAACAAAACCAGGAUACUGAUGCAGGUGUCGGCCUAUGGGGAAGACGGACGAAGCAGUGUGCUGCCUCACCUCCUGUACACUCCAAACUCAGCACAACUUGACCUCAUCCUGGACCAUUUCAAACUUAACCUCACAGAAGAGGCAAACAGCUGGAAUAAGACACGGUGGGGCAUGGAUGUGGUGGUGUUCAGCUCGGAGCACAAGGCGGAAGAAGAGGACGGAGACUUUGGUCUAAAGUUUCACACUCAGAAGUCCCUGGAUGAUGAGCACACUCCAGGAGUUUUCAAUCUUGAUCAGCUGACGAGUGCCGGGGCUCGGGCUGGAGAUGAAGCCGGGGGUUACCUGCAGUGGCGGCCAGUCAGUUACCUCACCUCAGACAGAGACAUCAGUGAAGCCACCAUCCCCAAUCUCAACACCUCCCUUCCAGCGCUGGUCAACUUGACAGAACCUCUCAGGAAGUCGCUGGCUUAUGCUGUGAUGGGCGACAACCUAACUCUGUCUGGUGCGGCAGUCACCUCAAUCAUCAGCUUUGGCCAGUAUAAGGAUGGCUACUAUGAGGCAGAGAAUUAUACUACUUGGACAGUGGCAAUAGGUGAGGGAGAGCCCCCCAAGGAGACGUUCUCAACACUGGUGGUGGUGGUGAUCAGCCUCGGUGUGGUGCUGCCAGGCGCCAUGUUCCUGGUUGGUUGUAUGGUGCUUGCUGUCCGCCGUUGGCGUCGCCACAGCUCAUCAGACUCCAUCCUUAUCACUGCUGAGUAGCUUGUCUGCCCUCCAUCCAGCCACCCACCCAGCCAGGCCAGUAUGAUGGGACACACACACACACACACAAAACCUACCAACUAAUGAUCCUGCACAUGAGUUUUUAAAAUUCUUUUAAUUAAUUCUUUCUUCAGUUUACUUCAACAUUUUGCUAGUUAUUUUUACAGUUCACAUGACCCAAAGCCAUUAUGAGUUUUGUAUAUUUUUAUUCAUAAAUGUUGUUUUCUGUAUAGAUGCUUUUAAGGCUCAGCUGAUAUUUAUUAGCUGGAUGUAUUUUUCCAAGCAAGAUUAACUAGAGAUAAUACAUAUACAUAGUUAAUGCUGUGAAUAUAUUGCUGUUUAAUAAUGUUACAUAGAUUUGUAACAUUAUACAAUGUAUACAUUAUAUAUUUUUGUGGGAAAAUCUUGGUUAGAUAUUUUUUUAUGAAUGUGUGAGUUAACAAUGUUGUGAACCAAAUAUUCAUGGUGAAAUCACUCCUUUUUACAAUAAUGUAAUUGCUCUAUUUUGAGCCUUGUGUUGGUGCCUCCUCACACCUCCUUCCAAACACUAGUAUCAGUUUACAUUCCUAAACGUGUGGCUCAGAACAUCUUGCAUGUCCAAGAGUUCCUCUCACUGUUCUCUUGUUGUGAUUUAUCUCCACCAUUUUUCUCAUCUUGUGCCUUUACUCACAACUCGCCUUAUAGUGACCUUACUCAGGGGACAGAGUACUUGCUUUUAUCAGUGAGUUUAGAAGUAUUGCAGUCUAUAUUUCAUGGCUUGAAUGUUUCCUAGCCCAAAGAUAAAGACCUCAUCAGUUCUGGCUUACUUGCUGCAUCCUGAUGCUUCAUGCUGUGCUCAACUCUUGAGACGUGACUCAGUGUUAUCAUGUUUUUUACUCAUAAUGUUCAUGUUAUUUUAUAAUUAUUAUGAUGUUAAUUCAUCAACUUUUAAUGAACAAUUUUUAAUGUUACAUUAUGAAUUCAUCAACAUUUAAUGAACCAUAUGAAUAAGGGUAAAUAAACAUCCGUUUGGUACCUCAUUUCUGGGUGAUGGUCAUUUCAGUUAGACAUUCAUAAUCACAUUUCUAAAAUUGGUUGAUAUGAUUAUACUCUAAAUGCACACACACACAUACACAGUGUGAGUGUGCAUACACUUGAGUACAACCACAAGUACCUGGCCAGAGGUCAGGGGUGUCCAGUGGCCAAAACCUUCUGACAAUGUGACAACACUCCAUGCACUGAACUGUACAUGUGAAAGAAAGUUGGAGCAAAAAACAAAUGAUUGAGUGUUGUGCAAGCCCAUUGGAGGAGAGAAAACACACUGAGAAAAUAUAGUUGCCAAGAGGUUGAGUAGAAUGUUUAUUUGGUGAUAUUAUUAAAAAUUAAGGUGAAGAAAACAGUUGUAAAUGUUAAUAAGAAAAUAUUAUGAGGAUGUCCCUCACUGACUCAGAGUGGGACGCCACAAACAGGUAUUCACUUCCUUAAACACAAUCCCACAGACUUACUGAAAUCUGCAAGUGCAAAGUGUUUGUAUCCCAUUCAUUCAUCUUAUUUUAUUGAGGGUAUUGUAAGAAUUAAAGUCAAGGAUAUUUUCCUAAUUAAGAAAGUCAUCUGUAGUUACUCAUCUACUAUAAUUAUGUCUGUAGUAUUAAGUGGGAUAUAUGUGUAAGAUUUUAUUUAUAAGAAAGUAUAUAUUUUCAAUAUUAUAUUAUAAUAAACUUUUAAAUUAAACUUACAAGUAGGUAGAUAUUGUGGUAAUAGUCAGCCAUUAUCUUCCUCAUUGCCUGUAUGUCAGGUGUUGGGAUGCCUAAUAUCAUAGAUAAAAUAGAAUUAUUAGUAAAUAUUUAUGUGGUGUGAUUCUCUGUAUCAGUAUUUGCUCACUUUUAUUCCAACAGGAAGUUUACAUCCUACCAGUGCAUCGGUAGAGUAUCAAUAUUUUGUUGUUUAGAGACAUUUCUGGUCAUGUUGAUGCUUUAGUGGCACAUUUUUGUCUUGAAGUGUGCUUUGUCAUCUGCCAGAUUGCCCAGGUGGUGUGAAGACAGCUUGUGUUGGCAGUGGCUCUUUGUUAACACAGUGAGCCUCUUGAUGCCUCAAAGCUGCAAGUGCCUCAGAAUUUUAUCACUUUAUUUUUUGGAAUCUUGUAAUGUUCAGAAGUUUGUGGAGGGUUUCUCUUGUAGAAUGUACAGUGCAUUGAAGGAAACAAAUAACUGAUACUGACCAUGGAUCAGUAACAUUUAUGGAAUCAACUCGUUACUCAGCAUUUAUGAGCAUACUUGUGUUUCAUUAUUGAAAUUUUAUAGACUCUGGUACUGCGGUUGUGAAACGUGCUGAGUGAAGUAUCACUUUUCUGUCAAGUAAGAUGCUCAUUAGAAUGUCUGUUAAGAGAGUGCAAGGCAAAAUAGAUGCAUCUUGAUAGCAUAGGAAUUAUUUUAAAAUGUAAUAAAUAUUAUGAAAAUAG
This is a messenger RNA of Scylla paramamosain (green mud crab), 3875 nucleotides long. Its product is annotated as glycosylated lysosomal membrane protein A-like. Lineage: Eukaryota; Metazoa; Arthropoda; Malacostraca; Decapoda; Portunidae. Gene Ontology annotation, cellular component: lysosome. The transcript has 7 exons. The record is from RefSeq and is a predicted model, not a curated record. The coding region runs from base 188 to 1438 and encodes 416 amino acids.